ACAGCGCUGGUCACCGGGCUGGCUGGGCGAGGUGGCCAGGCAGAGCCAGGGGGCUGCCAGGGGAGGCGAUUGAAUGGGGAAUGUUCAUAGUGGUUGCCAAGAAUCUCAUGCAUCCCACUCACCCAGAGCCUGCAAUGGAUUGGGACCAGUGCCUGUUUCUUGAGUGUGUGCCUUUAUUUCUCUUCUCUGGUCCCGGCCUAAUUCUCCCGUAUACAUGGUGAGGGGUGGCAGCGGGGUCCACCAAGAUGGUGGAGGAUGUCAGGAGAGAGGGGACAGUGGGAGGGGCUCACCUCUGUCCUGCUGCUGCUCUCCUGUGCAGCCUUGAAUUUUCCACCUGAAAUCUUGGGCCUGCAACAUGCCUUUGCCCUGAAUGCCCCUGUCACAGCUGACCCAGGAUGUCCCCUGCACCCCAUACUGCACCUGCAACCUCCAUUCCCAGGGAAUGUUCCCCAUCUCAUUACUGGAGUCAUGGGUGGACCCUCAGGUAGAAGUGACCACAGCAUGUAGCCUUAAAGCCCUACUCAGGGAGAGAAAGAGAGAUGUGGGCUAUCCCACCUCAGCCAAGCAGGCCAUGGCCUGGAGGAGAGCAAGUGGAAGGUCUCUGCAGUCCUGCCCCUUGUAGGCAAUGCUCACUGAUUGAUAACCUUCUGCCAAGCCCUCCCUACUCUAGAAGAGCAGGGGACCCGUGGGCUUGUAGCUCCCAGUUCUAUGGGCCCCACACCAGCCCUCUCUUGAGGUUGGUGCUUGGUAACAUGUUGCUUCAGCCCUUGUAAGGGGCAGGUACCCUGGGCAGGAGGAGGAAGCAGAGUAGUCCUAAGGGCGGGGGAGGGGAGGUGCAGAGGUAGGGGAGUGAUGAGAGGGCCAGAGGAGUGUGCCUCCCAUCCCUGGCUCCCUUCUUUCUUGACUGCCCCAAGAACUCUUGAUUCAGAAUGCAAUUCUGUCUGUUCUUUUACCAGCUGUCAGCCAUUGCCCUGCUCUGUGGGCCUUUGGGGACUCUUGAGACCAGAUGGGACUCCUCAGCUCGUGAGGCGAACACCUGCGGAUCUGUCCCCAGGGCUACACCUGCUGCACCAGUGAGAUGGAGGAGAACCUAGCCAACCAUAGCCGAAUGGAGCUAGAGACUGCCCUCCAUGACAGCAGCCGCGCCCUGCAGGCCACGCUGGCCACCCAGCUGCAUGGCAUCGACGACCACUUCCAGCGCCUGCUGAAUGACUCGGAGCGCACGCUGCAGGAUGCCUUCCCAGGGGCCUUUGGGGACCUGUACACGCAGAACACUCGGGCCUUCCGGGACCUGUAUGCCGAGCUGCGCCUCUACUACCGCGGCGCCAACCUGCACCUGGAGGAGACCCUGGCCGAGUUCUGGGCCCGGCUGCUGGAGCGCCUCUUCAAGCAGCUGCACCCGCAGCUGCUGCUGCCCGAUGACUACCUGGACUGCCUGGGCAAGCAGGCAGAGGCCCUACGGCCUUUUGGGGAUGCCCCGCGGGAAUUGCGCCUGCGGGCCACCCGUGCUUUUGUGGCGGCACGCUCCUUCGUGCAGGGCCUGGGUGUGGCCAGUGAUGUAGUCCGGAAGGUGGCCCAGGUACCUCUGGCCCCAGAAUGUUCUCGGGCCGUCAUGAAGCUGGUGUACUGUGCUCACUGCCGGGGAGUCCCUGGUGCCCGGCCCUGCCCCGACUAUUGCCGAAAUGUGCUCAAAGGCUGCCUUGCCAACCAGGCCGACCUGGAUGCUGAAUGGAGGAACCUCCUGGACUCCAUGGUGCUCAUCACUGACAAGUUCUGGGGCCCAUCGGGUGCGGAGAAUGUCAUUGGCAGUGUGCACAUGUGGCUGGCGGACGCCAUCAACGCUCUCCAGGACAACAAGGACACACUCACAGCCAAGGUCAUCCAGGGCUGUGGAAACCCCAAGGUCACUGGGUCUGAGGAGAAGCGUCGCCGUGGCAAACUAGCACUGCAAGAGAAGACCCCCACAGGUACUCUGGAAAAGCUGGUCUCUGAGGCCAAGGCCCAGCUCCGAGACAUUCAGGACUUCUGGAUCAGCCUCCCAGGGACACUGUGCAGCGAGAAGAUGGCCAUGAGCCCUGCCAGUGAUGACCGCUGCUGGAACGGAAUAUCCAAGGGCCGGUACCUACCUGAGGUGAUGGGUGAUGGACUGGCCAAUCAGAUCAACAACCCUGAAGUGGAAGUGGACAUCACCAAGCCUGACAUGACCAUCCGGCAGCAGAUCAUGCAACUCAAGAUCAUGACCAACCGUCUACGUGGCGCCUACGGUGGCAAUGACGUGGACUUCCAGGAUGCUAGUGAUGAUGGUAGCGGCUCAGGCAGUGGUGGCGGCUGCCCAGAUGACACCUGUGGCCGGAGGGUCAGCAAGAAGAGCUCCAGCUCCCGGACCCCCUUGACCCAUGCUCUCCCUGGCCUGUCAGAACAGGAAGGACAGAAGACCUCAGCCGCCAGCUGCCCAGAGCCCCACAGCUUCUCCCUGCUCUUCCUUGUCACCUUGGUCCUUGCAGCAGUCGGACCCAGGUGGCGGUAACUAUCCCCUAGCCCCAAGGACUGUCUUGGCCAAAACAUGCAACAGACAAUAUUUAAUUCCCUUGGCCGUCGAGGCUCAGGGCAGGAUGAGGAGACAGUAGCUCUGAGUACUGGGGCGGGGUGCAUGGGGUGCCGGCCUGCUGGGUCUGACCGCACCUGUCACCCUAGCUUUUAAUUUCAUAUCAGGUCAGCUGUGAGCCAUUGUCCCCAAAAGCCAUGUAUUUCAGGGACCUCAGGGGCACCUCUGGCUGCACACUCUCCCUUACCCUCCUGCACCACCCCGGAAGCUCAUGAGGCCAACCAGAAGGGUGGCUGUUAGCUGCAACCCAUCGGAGACCUCAAGUGAGCGUGUGCCUUCCUUUCCCGCCUCUUCCCACUGGGGACGCCCCACCAGACCCCACGGGCCACAGAUGUCAGAAACUGAGGCCCAUCCCGCAGCUCCCCAGGAAGCCUGCAAGGGCUGCCAGUACGUUGCUGUCCAGGCUCUGGCAGGGCCUUCAAGUUUAUGCAUGAUACCCUCUGCUCAGAAGAAACUCUGCAGCCAGGAUUCUCAUACACACCAGGCCUGGACCCUGUGCCACUGUGGAGCCCAGUGAAAGUGGUCCUCAGAGAAGACCCGCUGUGGGUGUCCUUGAGUGUGGCUUAGGUGAAGUGACAGCUGGCAUGGCUACAUUAGACUCAACUCUGCCACGCUGCUUGAGGGUGUGUUCUGUUCCCUCACAUGGGCUCACAAAGUCCGGCCUUGGGCGGGGGGUCGGUGAGGAACCUCACUUCAGGGGAAUAGCCGGCCACGUCUAGCCUCCCAACCCACUUAUAAAGGUCCCCUGGCCACAGGGGUGCUGGGUGACUGGUGAAACUUCAGCUCAGGGUCAAUGGGACCUGGUACUGCAGGUCGGGAGGAUACCUGGGCCCCUUCCUGACCAAGGCAGCCCUGCAGAAGCUGGGGGAGCAUUGACAGUCAAGGGCUUUUACAGACAUGCACAUUCAGACCCUCGGUGUCCUUGUCCACUGAGCGCUACAUCUCAGUCUUCCUUGACGGCACUGGAGAGGCUCAGGGCACCAUUUGCAUCCUGGUACCCUCCUGUGGGCCUUGAGACCUGGGGAGCACCUAGCUUACUGAGGCUGUCACAGCUCCUUCCCUUCCAGGGCCUUAGGGGUGCUGAGCUGCUAUAGCCUGGAAGACCUUGGUCCUGAUAUGCAGAAGGCCUGGAAAAGGCUGCUUGCUUACCACCUUUUUUUUUUUUUUUUUUUUUUUGCUUUUCGUUACUGGGGUUAGGGAGGCUACUGCCAGCACCAAGGUCUGCCCAGUAGUCAGGUCCCCUGGCCCAGGAUGACAGGAUGGGUAUUCUCUGCAGUUGGUCCAUGGAUUUGUGGGUCCUUGCCCUGAGUGUACCUAUCCUGCCACACAGCUCUGCUACUGCCACUCAGGCAGGGGUGGCAGGAGCCAGAGCUGGGCUCCAGGAUGUGAGUGCCUACGUGUCAGGACAGCAGCACCCAGGAUGGACAGGACAGCCAGGAUGGUGGCCAAGCUACUGUGUCCUUCCUCCAUGAGGCUCCGUGUCACUCAGUGCCAGUGGGUAACAUGUGUUCUUUGAGUCCUUGUAUGAAUUAAAGGCUGGAGACCUACAGUGGACAUGACUUUA
Molecule: messenger RNA, 4169 nt
Organism: Microtus ochrogaster (prairie vole)
Lineage: Eukaryota; Metazoa; Chordata; Mammalia; Rodentia; Cricetidae
Gene: Gpc1
Product: glypican 1
Biological process (GO): negative regulation of fibroblast growth factor receptor signaling pathway; cell migration; regulation of protein localization to membrane
Cellular component (GO): extracellular region; synapse; plasma membrane
Molecular function (GO): fibroblast growth factor binding
Source: RefSeq, a predicted model, not a curated record